AUACCGGCACCACUUUCACCAGACUCUCUGUUCACUGUUUACGAGAAACGAGUUGUUCACAAGUCACCUGUGUGGCAAUUGUUCUGAAAUAAUUUAAAACUACGACCAUUUGUUUAGCAUGAAGGAGAAGGAAGAAAUGGAGGUUCAGGACACUAGGAACAAAGUGAAAAUGAGGGAAAAUCUGCACAAGCUUAUCAUCAGUCAAUUAUUUUAUGAUGGGUUCCAACAAGUUGCUGCCAGUUUGAUUGGUCUGACCCACCCAGACAGCCCAUGCCCACCAUCGGACAGAUUAAUGCACUUGGUUACGCUGGGUCUCGAACAAGAACAGAAACAACAAGGGGCUAAAAUAAUGGGGCUCGGUGUUUCUUCAAAGUUUGACAAUAUUGGGUCUGGCCUUGAUCUCGAGUCUAUUAGCGAAGCUUCAACAAUCGCCCCUGAGCCAGCGUCGUAUGAAACGGUUUAUGUCACAGCACACAAAGCCCCAUGUCGAACUGGAGCGAUAAGCAAGGAUGGACAGCUCGUGGCCACGGGUAGUCUGGAUAAAUCCAUCAAAAUUUUGUCUGUGGAAAGAAUGUUGGCCAAGAGUAGCGACAUUGAGACUGCAGAACCACAGGGUCAUCCUGUUAUAAGGACUUUGUAUGACCAUACAGAAGAAGUAACCUGUUUGGAAUUUCAUCCAAAGGAACAAAUUCUCAUUUCAGGGAGCAAAGAUUUCACGGUGAGAUUAUUUGACUACAGUCGCACAUCUGUCAAGAAGGCUUACAAAACAUUGAAUGAGUCAUCUUCUGUGACCGCCUUAUCGAUUCAUCCCACGGGGGACUAUUUGUUGGUCGGAACACAACAUCCAGUUGUUCGAAUUUAUGAUAUAAAUACCAGUCAAUGUUUUGUUGGAAGUAUUCCUGCAACCAAUCACACGCGUGAGAUUACUUCCUUGGCAUGGUCCUCUGAUGGAAAAAUGUAUGUCACAGCUUCUACAGAUGGAUCUAUAAAAUUAUGGGAUGGUGUUUCCAGUCGCUGCGUGUAUACGAUGGAAAUGGCGCACGACGGGAUGGAAGUUGGGUCUGUGACGUUCAGUCGAAACAAUAAAUAUAUUUUAUCAUCGGGGAAGGACUCUCUAGUGAAAUUGUGGGAACUCUCCACCCACAGAAGCUUAAUUGCUUAUACUGGAGCAGGGGUCACUGGGAAGCAGGAAUUUACCACACAGGCAAUUUUCAACCAUACAGAGGAAUAUGUCGUGUAUCCAGACGAAGCAACCAUUUCUCUUUGUGUUUGGGACGCAAGGACGGCCUCUCGUCAAAAUCUAUUGUCACUUGGUCACAACGGUCCAAUUCGAUCCAUCGUACAUUCUCAUGCAGGAGCUGGAUUUUUAACUUGUUCAGAAGAUUUUCGAGCUCGAUUUUGGUAUCGCCGAAUGGCCCCCGUUUAACUUUGCCCAGUGCAUCUAAGCAAGACUUCAUGAGACUGCAUGUCUCUUCACGAAAUACAUUGUUACAAUAGUAAAUACGUAGCUAAAAUAGUUCAUUUUUCAUACUGCAAUUUUUAUGAUGUAUGAGAGGCGUUGAUUUAUUACUACAAAUUAAAACUUAAUUUGCAAAUAUGUCAACACAAAUCUUUAUUAAUACACAUGUAAUUAUUGAAUUGUAUUUAAUAAACUAGUAUUUUAAUCA
Molecule: messenger RNA, 1667 nt
Organism: Folsomia candida
Lineage: Eukaryota; Metazoa; Arthropoda; Collembola; Entomobryomorpha; Isotomidae
Gene: CstF50
Product: cleavage stimulation factor subunit 1
Exons: 13
Coding region: 119-1426 (435 amino acids)
Biological process (GO): mRNA 3'-end processing
Cellular component (GO): mRNA cleavage stimulating factor complex
Molecular function (GO): protein binding; RNA binding
Source: RefSeq, a predicted model, not a curated record